AAUAAAAUGUAACUGGAUCCUAGUGUGUAAUACACGUGUGUAAUAGAUAAAGUAAAAGCUUACUUAUAAAUUGCUACUGAACUAAUCCUUCUUAUCUCAGUUAUCUAUCAAGUGUGGUGAAUAUGGGUCGCAAGGGACAAGGACACACACCCAAACAUGUUUUCAAAGCAAAUAAUCAACAGAAUCUCACGAAGGAAGAAAAGGAAUUACUUGACAAUAUAGAUAAGUUACUUAGGAUUAGUACAAUACCUCAACAACCAAAUAUCUUAAAGGCUAUAGAAAACAACAAAGAAAUUAGUUCAAUAACUGAUAGAAUAAAAGUUCUUGAAGUUCAUAAAGAUUCUAGUGUCUCUGUCGGUAAUCGAACUACUGCUGCCACCAUUGACUGCUUUACGAAAUGGGUAACUGAAAACGGCGCGGAAUUUAAUGGUUGUUCAAUAGUAGAAUUCAAAGGAUACGAAUUAGGUUUGAAAGUAAACACUGAUAUACCUCAGUCUUCGUUAGUUGUUGCUGUUCCCAGAAAGUUGAUGAUAUCCAUGGAAACAGCGAAUAAGAGCGAAUUAGGGCACCUCAUGGAGAAAGACCAAAUUUUGAAAAAUAUGCAUAACGUUACACUUGCAAUAUUUCUAUUACUGGAAAAAUUUAAAGAAGAUUCAUUUUGGAAACCUUAUAUUAAUAUUCUACCAAAAACUUAUACUACUGUCUUAUACUUUACCACUGAGGAAUUAGAAGAACUGAGGGGUAGUCCUACAUUAGAAAUUGCCCUGCGGCAGAUAAAAAGCAUUGCAAGGCAAUAUGCGUAUUUUCACAAGUUGUUUAAUAGUUCCGAGGAUGCUGUCAGUCGUCUAAUGCGAAACAAAUUUACGUUCAAGGAGUAUUGCUGGGCAGUAUCCACGGUGAUGACUAGACAGAACACUAUCCCGUCGCUGGACGGCGGGAAUAUGAUUAAUGCCCUCAUCCCUCUGUGGGACAUGUGUAACCACACAAACGGAACGAUUUCGACUGAUUACAAUCCUCAGUUAGACAGGAGCGAGUGCCUGGCCCUCAAGGAUUUCAAACCUGGAGAGCAAUUUUUCAUUUUUUACGGAGCCCGCACCAAUGCCGAUCUAUUUAUACAUAACGGCUUCGUUUAUGAAGACAAUGUACAUGAUGGGUACUGGAUACGCUUGGGUAUCAGCAGGUCUGACCCUUUGGAAGAAAAGAGAAAGGAACUCCUGAAGAGAUUAUCGAUCUCUCCAACAAGCGAGUUUUUCAUCAGAAAGGGAUCCGAACCCAUUGAUGGAGAACUGUUGGCGUUUUUGAGAAUUUUCAACAUGAAUCAAGAGCAACUCCAGCACUGGCUGGACAGCGACAGAAGCGGCGAUCUGCAGUACGCCGCCUGCGCCCUAGACACCUCGGUGGAGAAGAAGUCGUGGAACUUCCUGCUGGCCAGGCUGAAGCUGCUGCUGGGAAUCUACAGAACGACGCUGGAAGAAGACAUCGAGUUGCUGAAGGAAAGCCAGCUGACCGGCAACAAACGGCUGGCGGUAAGAAUGAGGGCAACCGAGAAAAAAAUCCUUAGAGACACCGCCGAGUAUGUGGAACAGUUCGUCAAGCAAUAAACGACUUUUACCCGAGAGAAAACCGAUAGAAUCUCGGAUGUCGUUAACUCAAUUUAUUUAUUAAUUCUGUUUGACGUGAUUUAGCUAAUUAUCCUGCUUGUAUUUAUUUCUUAGCGGUUACCAAGGAUCACAUUUAUCUUUGUUUUAAGGCGUUCUGCUGGAAAUAAAUUAAGUAUGUAUUUGAAGAUGUCGCAGUUUACCUGAUUAAUAUAACGAUUGCUAAAAUUCUAUUCUAUUUGUACAUGGCGAUUAGUUCCCUUCUAAAACCAAAAUGAUUUAAGUUAAUUUUAAACAAACAUUGAAAAUAGAACUCUCUGUAUGUACCUAUAGAGGACAGAUAGGAUAUCUUUUACUCAUACAGAAACGCACCAGCUUGAAAAAUUUUUGAAAAUUAAUAUAAAAAGGUAUACUUAUUCGAAAAUUAUUUUUUUUAAUUCUAACCAACUUGUAAAUAAUUUUUGUCAUUUGGAUUCCAGUUCUGGCAGAAAAUAGUUCCAGAAACUAUUAAAAUAGUAAGUAGUGGUAUUUUCAACACAUUUUCAUUUAAUUUGUAUCAUAAAUAAAGUGUUCAACCAUUGUGAAUUGUCCUGGAAUCUGGAACGCAAAGCAAAGUCUUCCUGUUAUUGCCACGUAUUUUUAAAGUCAUUAUGAGGUUGGUACUAGGUAUAAUUGAAUUGGUAGAAUGUCAUUUUUCAUUUACUUAAUGGAAAACAUUUUAGAUACCCACCAUUAGUAUAUAUGUAUCUACCUUAGAGCAUAUACUACUAGAGGCAGUGUCCCAGUGGCCGAGAGUGUAGCGGAGGUUGUAGAGAAAGAGGGGUAUAGGAGGGUAUAUUAUGCUAUCUCUCCCUAGCAGCACGCGAUUGGUUGCUGUCCUCUCCCCCUGUCAAUGGCAGAAGCAGCUGUUCACGAUAGAACCAAUCGUAUGCUGCUGGAAAGAGAUAGCAAAUACCCUCGUAUACCUCUCGCUCUUUCUCUACAACCUCCGCUACACUCUCGGCCACUGGGACGCUGCCUCAAGUAGUAUAUGCUGUAAGGUAUCUACGCUUCGAGUUGCUACUGUGAUACACAAAUCUGAUUUUGUUCAAAACGCGCCCACUCAUGACAAUUUAAACCAAACCAAACAAUUCUCUAAUAUUUAAAUAUUUGUUGACUGAACUUUUAUAUCGCAGUCUUUGACAGUAAACUGUCAAAUUGUUUUGCUAAUCCUAUGUAAAUAAACUGCGUAGGUGUUUGUUGAAAUAAAGUAAUUUG
This is a messenger RNA of Anoplophora glabripennis (Asian longhorned beetle), 2855 nucleotides long. RefSeq names its product histone-lysine N-methyltransferase setd3 (gene Setd3). The transcript is spliced from 5 exons. Gene Ontology annotation, molecular function: protein-L-histidine N-tele-methyltransferase activity; transcription coactivator activity; protein binding. The record is from RefSeq and is a predicted model, not a curated record. Bases 123 to 1601 code for a protein of 492 amino acids. Lineage: Eukaryota; Metazoa; Arthropoda; Insecta; Coleoptera; Cerambycidae. Gene Ontology annotation, biological process: peptidyl-lysine monomethylation; actin modification; peptidyl-lysine trimethylation.